AUGCUCACGUUCAAAAAGGCGCUCGUGCUAUCGCUCGCGUGUCUGACGCUGUUCUUCCUCUUCAAGUCGCACCACACGAGCGACAAGUCGCCCACGUUCAGAAACGCCCACGACCUGCCCAAGCCCAGCCCGUGGGUCAACCCCAAGGAAGCAGCCGCAAAGGCCGAAGCAGCCAAGAAGCAAGCCGACAAGACAGACAAGGUCUUCAACGCGCCCGAGCCGCCCGUCAAGAAGCCCAAGGAGCAGCUCAGCCUUGACGAGCUCAAGUCGCGCCCCCUCAAGCAGCAGCUUGAGUACCAGUUCCCCUACGACAUCGACGCAAAGUUCCCCGCCUACAUCUGGCAGACGUGGAAGUACACGCCCGCUCAGGGCGAGUUCAGCGACUCGUUCCGCGAGGCUGAGGCCAGCUGGUCCAUCCACCACCCCAACUUCGUCCACGAGGUCAUCACUGACAACGUCGCCGUCCACCUCAUCCGCCACCUCUACGCCUCAGUGCCCGACGUUCUCGAGGCCUACAACGCCCUGCCGCUCCCCGUCCUCAAGGCCGACUUCUUCCGCUACCUCAUUCUGCUCGCGCGUGGCGGUAUCUACUCGGACAUUGACACCUCGGCCCUCAAGAGCGCCGCCGACUGGGUCCCCUCGGACGUGCCCACCAACUCCUACGGCAUGGUCAUUGGCAUCGAGGCCGAUCCAGACCGUCCAGACUGGGCCCAGUGGUACUCGCGCCGCAUCCAGUUCUGCCAGUGGACCAUGCAGGCGAAGCCGGGCCACCCCAUCCUCGUCGAGGUCGUCGCCAACAUCACCUACGAGACGCUCAAGCGCAAGGCCGAGGGCAAGCUCACCAAGGACCACAGGGGCAUCAUCGAGUUCACCGGCCCUGCGCGCUGGACAGACUCCAUCUUCGGCUUCUUCAACGAUCCUGAUUACUUCGACAUGAGCUCCAGCAAAGGCAACAUCACCUGGGAACACUUCACCGGCAUGAAAGCUCCCAAGAAGGUGGGCGACGUCAUCGUCCUGCCCAUCACCAGCUUCAGCCCUGGCAUCAAGACGAUGGGUGCCGGCGAGGACGACGACCCAAUGGCGUUUGUAAAGCACGCUUUCGAAGGUAAGCGAUAG
Messenger RNA from Ascochyta rabiei, 1116 nucleotides. Its product is annotated as Initiation-specific alpha-1,6-mannosyltransferase. NCBI's taxonomy places the organism in Eukaryota, Fungi, Ascomycota, Dothideomycetes, Pleosporales, Didymellaceae. The record is from RefSeq and is a predicted model, not a curated record. Gene Ontology annotation, biological process: protein N-linked glycosylation. The coding region runs from base 1 to 1116 and encodes 371 amino acids. Gene Ontology annotation, molecular function: alpha-1,6-mannosyltransferase activity. Gene Ontology annotation, cellular component: mannan polymerase complex. The transcript has a single exon.